GAGAGUGAGGGGCCCAAAUUUCAAUGUUUUUAGGAGUUAUAAGAUGUGAAAUUGUUUGGUGCAUAUUAUAUAUAGAAAUUUCAGAUGCUUUUUAGAGAGAGAGAAUCUUUGGAUGGAUCUUAAUAUGGGAGAGGCAAAGAAACCACGGAUUGGAUGGUUAUGGUUUCUAGAGAGAGAAACGCUGGACUUCAAUCGGGUCAGAGACUUUAAAAAAAGCAAAAGGAGAAGAAAAAAGGGAUUUUUAUAAAUUCAAAUAAAAAUGAAUGAGAACUCUUUAAAACAGUUGUGGAAAUUCGUUUUGUCAUCAAACUAAGUACUUUUUGUUUUUGUUAAUGCCCGAAUCUCGUGGACGGAUGAAAAAGAGAAAAAAAAAAAAAAUGGGAAUUUUCUUUGUAUCAAUAGAUUUCUCUCUCUAGAUUCAUUUAUUAUUAUUACUAUGAGCAUGUUCUUCUUUUGAUCUUUUGUUUUUUUGACCUUUCUCUCUCUAAAACCACUGACAUUCACCAUAACAAAGGGAAAUUAACCCAUAUGAAUAGGAGAUUUUUGGUUUUUUUCGAGAGGUGGAAUUUUAUCACGCAAGGAUUCUUAUUAUAUAAUUGUUUUUUAGGACUUGGGGUUUUUAUGUGUGUGUGAAUAUGUGGCCUUUUUUGGGUGGGGGAUUUCUAGGCAUUAGGGUUUCAUUAGCGCUUUACUUUUCUGGUUCUCUAGGGUUUGGAUCCCUUUUUGCUUGAUUUUGGGGGCGAUUUGAGGGCCUCUCUCCACUGUUCUGUGCGGCUUUGUGCUGAGAAGUUGUGAGCUUUCUUCGAUUUUGGAUCGUUUUGUAGUUUUUCUCCGGUGGGUUUCCUCUUGGUAUGUGAUUUCUCUCAAGGUUUAUCUUAUGCUUGUUCUUGGUGGUUGAAGGUUGAAUUUUUUGGGGUGUUUUUGUUCUCCUGUUUUUUUGGUUGGAUAUAUUUUUUUCUCAUCUGUGUAUUUUUCUCUAUUGGGUUUUUUUGUUUUGAAAGAGGUCGAGCGUUUGGAGGUGGUUGAUGCCUGGUUUUUUUGGUCUUUAGGGUUUGAUUCGGCUUUUUGCAGGUGGAUAUUUUUUUAAUUUUUUUAUUGGUUUUUAAAGUUGAUGUUUUCUGGUUUCUGUCUGGAGUUUGGAUCUCUCUCUCUCUCUCUCUCUGUGCUUCAAUUGUGAGGUCUACAGGAAGUUCCAUUGAUUAGGGUUUGCGUUCAUGGCAAUUGGUUGUUUUCUGUUAAAAUCAAGAAAGGGCUUAGUAAACUAGUUUUCUUUGAGAUUCGGGGAAGGAGAGCUAAGUGUUUUGUUGCUUUAAGGUGCCAUUUCGUAUUGAAAAUCAAGAGGAAAUCCUCUGGUUUUUCCCAUCUCUUCAUAGAGGGGGUCAUGUAUAAAAAAUGUUACAAGGCCAAGGUACUUACAGUGUGCCAAAGCAGUCUUGCAUUCUUCUUGGUGUCCUUUGUGGUAAGCGCUCUGAUAAGGAGAAGCAAGAGAAUGCAGAGGAUCGCCCUGUCUACCCAUUCCCAGAACUUGUUUCUUCAGGCCGUUUAGAGGUUCAGAUAAUUACUAAUCCCUCAAGCGAAGAAUUUAAACGUGUUUUAGAGUCUUCAGAUUUCGAUUUUGUUUACUUGCAAGGGGAGCAGUCUUUGCAUAAAGAUGAAGUUGGGCCUUUGGUUUUGGGGGAUGUCAAUAUAUCCUCAGCUGAUGCCAUAACAAGACUCUUUGGUUCCAAAUUACCGUCCACGGUUUAUUUGGAGAUACCAAAUGGUGAAAAAUUGGCAGAGGCACUGCACUCCAAGGGUGUCCCAUAUGUAAUAUAUUGGAGGCAUUCUUUUUCAUGCUAUGCAGCUUGCCAUUUUCGGCAAGCCUUGGUAUCUACGUUGCAGAGUUCAAGCUGUCAUACAUGGGAUGUUUUCCAACUCGCACAAGCAUCAUUCAGACUUUAUUGUGUUCGGAACAACCAUAACCUAGUUCUCAAUGGUCAAAAAGUUAGUGGUAAGCUCGGGCCACGCCUUCUUGGGGAAGCUCCAAAGAUAUUGACGCCAAUUCUCCAAGAUACAGGUGAAAGUGAAGGCUCACCGAGUACACUUUCCGCAAUAAAGAUUUAUGAUGAUGAAGUGAGCCUUAGAUUUCUUGUUUGUGGAGAGCCAUGCACAUUGGAUGCAUGUUUGUUGGGAUCUCUAGAAGAUGGCCUGAAUGCCCUUUUGAGUAUUGAAAUACGUGGGAGCAAACUUCAUAACCGUGUCAGUGCCCUUCCUCCUCCUUUAGCUGCUGGAACCUUUUCUCGUGGAGUUAUAACAAUGCGAUGCGACCUAUCAACAUGUAGUUCUGCACGGUUAUCACUUUUGGUAUCUGGUAGCGCACAAACGUGUUUCGAUGAACAGCUCCUAGAAUGCCAUAUAAAGAACGAACUUAUAGAGAAAAGUCCUUUGGUCCGUGCCUUGCCCAGUUGUGAAGAAAGCAAACCAUCUUUAUCUGUGCCUCGGAAAUCUGCUUGUGUAGCUUGUGGGGCUGCAGUAUUUGAAGUUUGGAUGAAGGUUCCAUCAUGGGCUGCGCAGGUUCUGUGUCAGCUUGCCCCAGAAAUUCCUUACCGCAGCUUGGUUACACUUGGCAUUGCUAGUAUUCAGGGGACACCUGUUGCCUCCUUUGAGAAAGCUGAUGCUGACCGCCUUCUUUUCUUCUGCACAAAACAGGGGAAGAGCUCAGAUAUCUUGCUGCAACUUUUUAGAAACUCCUUAUCAACCCCUGCUAACUGGUUAAGACCCACACCCCCUAGAAAAAUAAGGUUGAACCUUUGGUCUGGUAGUUCUAACACAACAAAUACUUCUAACCAAGUUCAGGGUGAUCGUAAACGAAUCAAGUUAAAGGAUGAAAAGAAUACACCACCUCGGUCACCAAUUGAGCAAAAAGUGCUUCAGAAUGUUAAUGAAGAAGAGCCCAAGUUGAAGAUUGAAGAGAAUGGCUCAAUACUGCCAACUAGGAAGAGAAUGGUGCUUCGUGCUUUGAGGCCUAUUCCUCAUAGCAGAAGGCACAAGCUUCUUCCCUUUACUGGAGUGCCAGAACUGGACCCACAUGAUGGUAGUCCAUUGAAGGCUAGUGGACCAGUUGUGGCUUCCGUGAAGCAUAAUUAUGGGGCGUCUGCCCCUGUGUCUCAUCGCAAGAAUCUAACAAGCUCCUUUCAGGCUCAACAGAUUGUUUCAUUGAAUCCUUUGCCAUUGAAGAAACAUGGGUGCAGCAGAGGUCCCAUCCAAGAGUGCUCUGAAGAGGAAUUUCUGAGGGAUGUUAUGCAAUUUCUCAUCCUUAGGGGUCACACGCGGCUUGUUCCUGCAGGUGGACUGGCAGAGUUUCCUGAUGCCAUCCUUAAUGCUAAGCGUUUGGACCUUUACAAUCUUUAUAGAGAGGUUGUUUCUAGAGGAGGGUUCAAUGUCGGGAAUGGAAUUAAUUGGAAGGGACAGGUUUUCUCAAAGAUGCGUAACCAUACAACAACCAACAGAAUGACGGGUGUUGGGAACACAUUGAAAAGACAUUAUGAGACAUACCUUCUGGAGUAUGAGCUUGCACAUGAUGAUGUCGAUGGUGAAUGUUGCUUAUUGUGUCACAGUAGCGCGGCUGGAGAUUGGGUGAACUGUGGGAUAUGUGGCGAAUGGGCCCACUUUGGCUGCGACAGACGGCUAGGCCUUGGUGCAUUUAAGGAUUAUGCCAAGACAGAUGGAUUGGAGUAUAUUUGCCCAAGGUGUAGUGCCUCCAAUUUUCGUGGUGCCUCAGCUCGAAAGACCCAAAAAAUGGGAAAUGGUUAUUCACAGGCAUUGACAGUCUCUCACCGCUUGUAAUUUUGGUCCUUUUUCUUCUUUUUGAUGAUUUGUGAGAAGAGAAGCCCUAUUUAUGGGUCCAUUUGUAAUAUAUAAUAUAAGUUUUUUUGCGGGUAUAAGAAAUAUAUUCAAUUUCA
This is a messenger RNA of Amborella trichopoda, 3941 nucleotides long. NCBI's taxonomy places the organism in Eukaryota, Viridiplantae, Streptophyta, Magnoliopsida, Amborellales, Amborellaceae. The record is from RefSeq and is a predicted model, not a curated record.